CGUCGCCUCCUCAACAAGACGUCGUCACCACUACUCCGCCAUCAAGCCCCCGAGUCCCUUCACCAAAAAGGGCAAGGGUUGAAAAGAUUGUUGAUCCUGCCCCUCAGUUGGGCAGUUCGUCGACUCUGCUCUUAGAUGAUCCUAUGAUCAAGGAUCUUCUCCGCAUCGGGUCCCAAUUUAUUGGGUACCGUGAAUAUGCCGCCAGAGCCGAAGAAAAACUCUCAGAGGCCAACGAACGUGUCGACGCACUUGCUCAAAAACUCGAGCAAAGUGAGGCGGCUCGCAAGAAAGCUGAACUUGCUGCUAGCAAAGCCAAGGCCGAGGUUGAUGAAGCCAAGGUGAAAGCUGCUAGUGUCGAGGAACUGCAGAGAAGGCUCAAAGAUGCCGAAUCUGCCUUAGAUGAGCGAAAACUGCACAAGCGUGCGUGA
Molecule: messenger RNA, 428 nt
Organism: Lolium perenne
Lineage: Eukaryota; Viridiplantae; Streptophyta; Magnoliopsida; Poales; Poaceae
Source: RefSeq, a predicted model, not a curated record